Messenger RNA from Magnolia sinica, 2524 nucleotides. RefSeq lists its product as uncharacterized. The transcript has 12 exons. Gene Ontology annotation, biological process: proteolysis. The coding region runs from base 68 to 2266 and encodes 732 amino acids. The record is from RefSeq and is a predicted model, not a curated record. NCBI's taxonomy places the organism in Eukaryota, Viridiplantae, Streptophyta, Magnoliopsida, Magnoliales, Magnoliaceae. Gene Ontology annotation, cellular component: cytosol. Gene Ontology annotation, molecular function: oligopeptidase activity; serine-type endopeptidase activity.
CCCUCUCCAUAACAAAACCCUCGAAACCAGACCUUUCUCUCCUUCUUCCCUGCAUCUGAAACCCAAAAUGGGAUCUCUUUCCGUACUCGAGGACCUCCAUCUGCAAUACCCUCCCGUUCGUAGAGACGACUCUGUUGUUGAUGAUUACCACGGCGUUCGAAUUCCUGAUCCUUACCGCUGGCUUGAAGACCCGGAUGCUGAUGAGGUUAAGGACUUCGUUGAGAAGCAAGCAACUUUGACGGAGGUGUUGAUUCAGUCUUGUGAGACAAGGGAGAAGCUAAAGAACCAGAUAUUGGCACUCUUCGAUCACCCACGGUAUGAUACACCCUCCAAACAAGCCGACAAGUAUUUCUACUCCCACAACACUGGACUACAGGCGCAGAGUAUUCUAUACAUGCUGGAUGAUUUGGAGGGAAAGCCAGAAGUUUUGCUUGAUCCAAAUAGCUUAAGUAAGGAUGGAACAGUCGCUUUGAGUAUAUCUUCUGUAAGCGAGGAUGCGAAGUUUUUGGCUUAUGGACUUAGUUCAAGUGGUAGUGAUUGGGUCACAAUCAAAGUCAUGCGGAUUGAGGAUAAGAUUGCUGAGCCGGACUCAUUAUCAUGGGUCAAGUUUUCGUCUAUUAGCUGGACUCAUGAUAAUAAAGGUUUCUUUUAUUCUCGUUAUCCGGCUCCGAAGGAAGGGGAACAAUUGGAUGCCGGUACAGAGACCAACAUUAACGUUAAUCAUGAGGUCUAUUAUCAUUUCUUGGGUACAGAUCAAUCACAAGAUAUUUUGUGCUGGAAGGAUCCAGAGCACCCAAAAUGGUCAUUUUCAGCUGAAGUCACUGAGGACGGAAAGUAUCUUCUUUUAUCUAUUGGGGAAGGUUGUGAUCCAGUCAACAAACUUUACUACUGCGACUUGUCUGCACUUCCUGAAGGGCUUGGAGGUUUAAGGGAGAGAGAUGAUAUGCUCCCCUUUGUUAAGCUUGUUGAUAAUUUCGAUGCACUUUAUGAAGCAGUAUCAAAUGAUGGCUGCCAAUUCACCUUCCGAACAAAUAAAGAUGCUCCGAGGUAUAAGUUGGUCCGGGUAGACCUCAGGGAGCCAAGUGUAUGGACUGAUGUGCUCCAAGAAGGUGAAAAGGACGUGCUCGAAUCGGCAAAAGCCGUGAAUGGUAACCAACUUUUAGUGAGCUAUUUGAGUGAUUGCAAGUAUGUUCUGCAGAUAAGGGACUUGGAAACAGGUCUAUUGCAACAUCCCAUACCACUAGACAUAGGUACCAUUUACGGGAUUUCUGGAAAGCGUAAAGACCAUGAGGUUUUUAUUAGCUUCACUAGCUUCCUUACUCCCGGCAUUAUUUAUAGGUGCAACUUAGCAACUGAGGUUCCAGAAAUGAAGAUAUUCCGUGAGAUUGUUAUAUCUGGAUUUGAUCGCACAGAGUUCCAGGUUAAUCAGGUUUUCGCACCUAGUAAGGACGGUACCAAGAUACCGAUGUUCAUCAUGUGUAAGAAGAAUAUUGUUUUGGAUGGAUCACAUCCAUCUUUAUUAUAUGGUUAUGGAGGCUUUAACAUUAGUAUAACACCAUCAUUCAGUGUGAGCCGAAUUGUUCUCACGAGACACUUAGGUGUGGUCUUCUCCACUGCAAAUAUCCGUGGUGGUGGAGAGUACGGAGAGGAGUGGCACAAAGCUGGUUCACUUUCAAAGAAGCAGAAUUGCUUUGAUGACUUCAUUGCUGCUGCUGAAUAUCUUGUUUCUGCUGGUUAUACCCAGCCUCAGAAGCUGUGCAUAGAAGGUGGAAGCAAUGGUGGUCUUCUAGUUGCAGCUUGUGUAAAUCAGCGGCCCGACCUUUUUGGCUGUGCUCUCGCGCACGUUGGUGUUAUGGACAUGCUCCGUUUCCAUAAGUUCACCAUAGGCCAUGCAUGGACUUCUGAUUACGGUUGUUCAGACAAGGAAGAAGAAUUCCAAUGGCUUAUCAAAUACUCUCCACUUCAUAAUGUGAAAAGACCAUGGGAACAUUUUGGUGGUCAGACAUGCCAAUACCCCCCUAUCAUGCUAUUGACAGCUGAUCAUGAUGAUCGGGUGGUGCCCUUACACUCAUUGAAGCUAUUGGCUACAAUGCAAUAUGUUCUCUGCACUAGCUUGGAGAGCAGCCCACAGACCAACCCGAUUGUUGCGCGCAUUGAUCGCAAUGCUGGGCAUGGAGCUGGUCGUCCUACUCAGAAAUUGAUUGAUGAAGCCGCAGAUCGGUACAGUUUCAUGGCUAAAAUGUUGGGGAUUUCUUGGAUGAACUAAAUUCUCCCAUGUUGAACGUCGAAGGAGAAAAAGGAAACAAUAAGGUGAAAAGCACAUCAGACCGCCAUAUACAUAUAUAGCUGGGUUUGGACCCAAGUUUCUCAAGUCAUAAUAACUUCAAACCCAUUUAUUACUUUUGGUUGUUUUUCUCUCGCUCUUAAAACCCUUGUCUUGCUUUGGGACUCUCCCUCCCCCUACAACAUUUGUAAAGCUUACCGUACAUCAGUUUGUGUGGAGCGCGAUGAUGUUUUCAUUGAA